Messenger RNA from Diuraphis noxia (Russian wheat aphid), 1158 nucleotides. Its product is annotated as formin-2-like. The record is from RefSeq and is a predicted model, not a curated record. Lineage: Eukaryota; Metazoa; Arthropoda; Insecta; Hemiptera; Aphididae.
AUGAAAUCUGCAAGAAAUCUGAUCGGGUCAAUUGUCAUUGCAUCGCGUUUCGCUUUACAACAAUCAUCAGGCGUGGGUGCUAAUGCCGUCCGGGCGAAGAGUACACAAAUUAAAAAUGUAUUUGAGUGUGGUUCAAUGAGUCACUUAAAGAACAUUGGAUUUAAGAUUCCUUGGUCAUCGGACUCAUUAAGUGGUUGUGAGUUAAUAGCGAAAUUUCCAUUUGAGGGCUGCGACUCAAAGCUAAGACCCUCGAAGGGUGGCCUUGGAUUACUUACGAAGCCUCCAUCUAGUGGUUGUGAUUCAACGCUGAAACCCCCGUUUGCUGAAUGUGGGUCACCACCGAAACCCCCGUCUGGUGGAAGUGGAUCACCACCGAAACCAUCAUCUGGCGGUUGUGGUUCAACGUCGAAACUCCCAUCUAGUGGAUCUGGGUCAACGCCUAAACCUCCAUCUGGUGGGUGUGGAAUACCACCAAAACCCUUGUCUGGUGGAUUACCACUGAAAUCCGCGUCUGGUGGUUGUUGUUCAACACCGAAACUUCCAUCUGGUGGAUCCGGGUCAACAUCGAAACUUUCAUCUGGUGGAUGUGCAUUACCACCAAAACCAUCAUCUGGUGGUUGUGGUUCAACGUCGAAACUCCCACCUAGCRGAUCUGGGUCAACGCCUAAACCUCCAUCUGGUGGGUGGUGUAGAAUACCACCGAAACCCCGGUCUGGUAAAUCUGGGUCACCACCGAAACCCUUGUCUGGUGGAUGUGCAUUAACACCAAAACCAUCAUCUGGUGGUUGUGGUUCGACGUCGAAACUCCCAUCUGGUGGAUCCGGGUCAACAUCGAAACUUUCAUCUGGUGGAUGUGGAUCACCACCGAUUCCCCUGUCUGGUGGACGUGAUUCAACGCCGAAUUCUUCGUAUGGAAAUUGUGGAUCACCACUGAAACCUCUAUCAGGUGGGCGUGACAUAAUACCAAAACUUCCAUCUAGUGGCUGUGGAUCAUCAUCAAAAUCACCAUCUGGUGGAUCUAUGUCAACGUCGAAACCCCCGUCUGAUGGAUGUGGGCAACCACCAAAACCAUCUUCUGGUGGCUGUGGGUCAACAUUUAAAUMCCCGUCAGGUAGAUGUGGAUCAAYGCCUAAACCCCCGUCUGGUGGAUGUAAAUAA